AUGGCUGCCGACACUGGCCUAUACAACUCCUCAGAGCCCGUCCGCACAAUGCCCUCCCCUGCCCCAAACGAUAGCAAUUCCAACGGCACUACCAACGGAACCCAUCCCACAGCAAACCAUGACAACGAGAAUUCACACCCGUCUCCAACUUCCUCCUCUUCCUCUGUCUCCGAUGUAGAGUCAGAGCGGAAAUCGAGGGCAGACCGCCCCCGCAUUGCCAGCAGGAAACCUAGCGCCUCGAUACUCGUCCCCCGGGACCACCCUGAGAUCGAGAUUGAGAAGGAAGAGUUUCCGCCAGACGACGCUCGUGCGAUGAGCCCGCGAAGGAACUUUGCAGACGUCAAGAGGCUGGGCACUCAGGCAAGACUUACACUUAAAGAACAAGCAAAGACGUUGCAGUCAUCUUUACAGGCCCUGGCAGACCGGAUUGACGAGGUCAAAUCAGACCAUGAUAAGCUGGAGAACGAGAACCGCUUCCUGCAGGACUACAUCGGUGGCUUAACCAGGACCAUGUCUACCAAGUCCGAGCUUACCUCAACCAGCGGUGCAGGCAAGGGAAAGAAGUCUCAGAAGUAA
This is a messenger RNA of Trichophyton benhamiae CBS 112371, 576 nucleotides long. RefSeq lists its product as uncharacterized. Lineage: Eukaryota; Fungi; Ascomycota; Eurotiomycetes; Onygenales; Arthrodermataceae. The record is from RefSeq and is a predicted model, not a curated record. The transcript is spliced from 2 exons. Bases 1 to 576 code for a protein of 191 amino acids. Gene Ontology annotation, cellular component: trans-Golgi network.